Protopolystoma xenopodis is the source of this 642-nucleotide messenger RNA. Lineage: Eukaryota; Metazoa; Platyhelminthes; Monogenea; Polystomatidea; Polystomatidae. The record is from the annotation of a GenBank genome assembly.
AUGCGAGAACCUGGCGGUUCAGCCAGCCUUCAUCAGAAUACCGCUGCCCGGGCCUCUACGUACACGGCGGACUCGCCAAAUGGGCCGGGCGGCGGCAGCUACGUGAUGCAUGGGGCGGCUGCUGCCUACGCGCUGGCCAGCCAGCUGGGCACCAUGUCGUUCGAUAAUACCGCGGUCGCCAGCCAGUCCCAGGCGGGAAUGCCCAGCAAUAUAAUUCAACCCCAGUACUAUCAUUACCUCAACCAACCACCACAACAGCUCCAGCAUGGAUGUAACCAAACUGGUCUUGUUUUUCAGGUGAGACGGUCUGGUGGUGGGUCACAGGGCAGAUAUGACCUUCAAGACAAACAACUCUCUCAUAUCACAUUUAUAGUGGGAAUCUUGAUUGGGCAAACUUGUGCUUGCCUUUACAAUCGACGAUAUUACUUAUAUCCAUGUAGAUUAUGUUUCUGCCUUUGCCGGAAUGACGCCCUUACAUUGUACUUCGAUUACGAAAGAUUAACUUUUAUGCUGGACAUGAAUUCGGUGGACAGCACUUUACUCAGCAUUAACCCUAAACCUAUCCUCCAAAAGGCAUGGGAUAAUUCACUACCAUCUGAUAACAUUAAGAGUUUGGCCUCAGUAGAGGACAUGGUCAUCUAG